Molecule: messenger RNA, 1338 nt
Organism: Candidozyma haemuli
Lineage: Eukaryota; Fungi; Ascomycota; Pichiomycetes; Serinales; Metschnikowiaceae
Product: putative RNA methyltransferase
Exons: 1
Coding region: 1-1338 (445 amino acids)
Molecular function (GO): S-adenosylmethionine-dependent methyltransferase activity
Source: RefSeq, a predicted model, not a curated record
AUGCUUAGAGUGGGUCUUCGAGCCAGCCGGGUGCCUCACCUUCGAGCUCCCUCUGCUGUUCCAAAAGCAGUGAUUUCUUUAGCUAUAGGAAGAUGCUACUCUCAGUCUCCCUUCAAAGUCGACUAUAAGAAGGUUCAGGAGGAAAGAGAGAAACAGAAGUUGCCUAAGUACAAGCAAUGGGCCCUCUACUUUCAGACAAAUGAGUUCAAAAGAUCCAUGACAAAGUACUAUCUUGCUAUGUUCGGUGUCAUGCUUGUGGCCAUGUAUUACUACAUGAGGGAUAGAUGGUACGAGGACCAGCAGAUCAAGCAUAUCAGAGCCAAGUACAUCGAAGACCCGGGAUGUCUCAGCGAAUAUGAGUACUUGAAGCUCAAGAAGUUCACUGGUGACAAGUUGAAACCUCGUGAGGAGAAGAAGUUUAAGUUGUACCAGAUGAUGAGAAAGGAGUUCAGGAGAAAGAAUAUCUUCGAUACUACUGUCAUGUUCGAACCUACACCAGCUGAUUUGGAUGAAUGGUAUUCUAAACAGGCUAAGAGAACUACCAAGACAGCAGUUGCUGAUGAUGACGAAAGUUUGGAGGAAAGAACCAAAAUCUCGAAUGCAUCUAACCCUGGUAUCGUACCUCCACAAGACACCACUGACUUCUUCGACGAAAAAGCCGAAGAAUACGACAGACAGAUCAAGUGGGAAGAGCGUGGUGUCAUGAUGGGCAGACGUAGAAAGUGGUUGAUGCAACAGAUUGAAGGCGAUGUUUUGGAAGUUUCAUGUGGAACAGGAAGAAAUAUCCCAUACCUUAACUUGGAUGCCAUCAAAUCGAUUACUUUCACUGACUCAUCAAAGAAGAUGGUAGAGGAAACUCAAAAGAAGUUCAACAAUGCAUUCCCAAAUUUCAAGAAGGUUGCCUACGUCACUGGAAAGGCCGAGGACUUGGCUCACUUAGCUGAAAGCAACAACGUGAAGUACGAUACCGUCGUGGAAGCCUUUGGUUUAUGUGCUCACGAAGACCCAGUGACUGCCCUUAAGAACAUGGCAAAACUUUUACGCCCAGGCGGCAGAAUCGUUCUUUUGGAGCACGGCAGAGGUACCUGGGACAUGGUUAACAACCAUUUGGACUUCCGUGCCGAGAAAAGAAUGAAGACAUGGGGAUGCAGAUGGAAUUUGGACAUUGGUGAGCUCAUAGACGACGCUGGCUUAGAUAUCACCUACGAGAAAAGGGUCCAUCUCGGUUCCACCUGGAUGUUAAUAUGCAAAAAGCCAGACGAUAGGCUUCGUGUUGACGAGAAGCCUUUCAUUAACAAAUUGAUGGGCACAGAGGCUCCAAAGAUCAAGAAAGAAUAG